AUGCGCUCGCGAUCUGCGCUGGCCUUGGGUCUGUCUCUCGCUUCCAUCACUUCCGCUCGCGUUGCCAAUGCCCCGGCUGAAGUCCAACGCCGCAAUGCCGAAUCGCAAUACGAGAAAUCUGUCUGGAACCUCUAUGGCCUACUCAGGAGAUUCGAGAAGAAAGCUGCCUUGGCGACCUGCUAUCAAGACGAUUUCUACUAUGCCGUGUUCAACAGCUCUUUUGGGGCGGAGCUUUGUGCCGAGAUCAUGGGCUAUCCGAAUACGACUGUGACGGUCGAGUAUACCCCUGUGAGCAACGUGUACUACACCUACACCACGCAAUACAUUGGCACCAGAACUGUGGUCACGACUGUUCCCGCCUCGACUGAGACAGUCACCGCCUCUCCAAUCGUUCAGCGAGCUGCAGCGUCCGAGAUUACAGCAGCUCCACUGGCCCGCGAUGUCGCAGGUACAGUCACGACGACUGUGGGCGCUUCAAGUGCCGCCACCUCGGAUAUGGUGUCGGAGGAAUUGCCCAGCACGACCAAUUCCGGCCCUGGCCCUGCUCCCACCGCCCCAGGCUUCCAGUGCCCUGAAGACAACAACUCGACCGUCAGUCAGCUUGUUGGUCCGGAAAGAUACGACUAUUUGGUCAUGUGCGAUACCGAUAUUUCCGACGAUGACUUUUACAACACUCUCAGCUACGACUCCUACUCUCAAUGUGCUGCUGCUUGUUCUGUGGCCAACCAACGAUUCGAUCUGCCUGUCUGCCAGGGUUUCUCUUACUAUGCCACCUCCAAUUCUGCGGGAUUCAACUGCUUUCUGAAGGGUUCUGCAGAAACCACUGUCGCCGCUGUUGGC
Pseudocercospora fijiensis CIRAD86 is the source of this 840-nucleotide messenger RNA. RefSeq lists its product as uncharacterized. The annotation marks the transcript as partial. The record is from RefSeq and is a predicted model, not a curated record. The transcript is spliced from 3 exons. NCBI's taxonomy places the organism in Eukaryota, Fungi, Ascomycota, Dothideomycetes, Mycosphaerellales, Mycosphaerellaceae.